Penicillium verrucosum is the source of this 2172-nucleotide messenger RNA. RefSeq names its product putative glutaminase. NCBI's taxonomy places the organism in Eukaryota, Fungi, Ascomycota, Eurotiomycetes, Eurotiales, Aspergillaceae. The transcript is spliced from 2 exons. Gene Ontology annotation, biological process: carbohydrate metabolic process. The record is from RefSeq and is a predicted model, not a curated record. Bases 1 to 2172 code for a protein of 723 amino acids.
AUGCGAUUUAAUCUAAGCUCAUUGGGACUGGGCUCCCUCUACGCAUCAGUGCUCUCUUUUUACUCAGGUCAGGAGUCGAGUUCUGUAACACAUCACCCCGUCCUCCCGCCAUCCUACCCGCUGGCAGUGCGCAACCCGUAUCUAUCAGCAUGGAUGCCCAGCGACCGAGUACAGCAGCUACCCUCCGCUGAACCCCAAUUCUGGGCGGGCCAGAAGCUUGGCUGGUCCGUGAUUGUUCGUGUCGAUGGUCAGGCAUAUAGUCUAAUGGGUGUACCAGACCCGGACGCAAGCAAUAUCCGCCCUGCGACGGUGUCUCGUGCUGAGUUCACUGCUACGCACUCAAUAUUUGAUCUCACGGCUGGUACCGUAGCAGUCACGCUAGAUUUCUUGUCGCCUGUGUCUCCGUCAAACUAUGUUCGACAGUCGCUUCCUUUUAGUUAUUUGACAGUGCAUGUAUCUGAAGCACACGGUCAUGAUAUCCAGGUGUAUUCGGAUAUCGAUGCCAGGUGGACUGGCCGAGAAAGCCGCUCAAGGCGCGACUUUGGAGAACGAGACGGUCUAGCCUUUUACUCGCUCACAGUCGAAGACGCACCGCUAUAUGCUGAGGCAGACGACAUGGCUCUUUGGGGUUCAGCAAUCCUCGCCUCUCGACCUUCUAGCGUCACUCGAUUGUCCGCCCUCUCGGGAAGUCCCGAGGACGUACGAGGUCUAUUCGUCAAGGACGGUGAGCUAUCCGGCGAGGAUGAUAUCUGGCGCGAGGGAAGUGUUGUCGCACUGGCUCACAAAUUUGGUAAAGUAACUGGUGGACUUUCUAUAAACUUCGUGGUAGGAUACGACAGAGAAACCGCCAUCGACUAUAUGGGAGAAGCGUACACGGGUUUUUAUCGUGCAGAGUACCCGACCACAUCGAGUGCCCUCUCAUUCUUCUUAGAUGACUACAGAAGCGCAUUGCUAGAGUCCUUAAAGUUUGAUCAGGAGCUCGCAACCUUAUCGACCGCCACAGCUGGCCCCAAGUACGCAGAUAUCCUAGCUCUUUCGACCCGACAAGCAUACGGAGGCAUCGACUUGGCUAUUCCCAAAAACUCUCUCGACACAGACGAGGUUUUGGCUUUUAUCAAGGAGCUUUCCAGUGAUGGAAAUAUCAACACAAUCGACGUGAUCAUGCCUGCAUUCCCAAUUUAUUACAUCAUGGAUCCGGAUUACAUCCGACUGUUACUGGAGCCUGUGAUGCAGUACCUUGCUGUUGGUCGCUGGCAUUUGCCAUACAUGAUCCAUGACCUCGGCGCUCAUUAUCCCCGUGCCAUUGGCCACGAUGACCAGGAAGCAGAGCCAAUGUCCAUCGAGGAGUGUGGAAAUCUGCUCAUCUUAGCUGCUGCAUAUGUUCGAGCCACUGGGGAUACCGAUUGGACUUCACAGUACAUGGAGGUUUUCCAGAAGUAUGCAGAUUACUUGGUAGGCAAUAGUGUUGAUAUUGCCAAUCAGCUGUCGUCGAAUGAUGCAGCUGGACCCCUCGCCAACGAGACAAAUCUGGCAAUCAAGGCCGCAGUUGGUCUCAAGGCGUUUGGGGAGAUGAGUGGAGAUGAGUUCUACUCCCGCAUCGGUGAGGAACAUGCAAAUAUCUUCUUCCAGCAAGGCCUGGGAACAGACAAAGAUCAGACACAUUUUGUUCUGGAAUAUCCCGACUGGCCAGAUACCUGGAAGACCCCAUACAAUCUCUUCCCUGAUGUAUUGCUAGGUCUGGAGACAUUCUCCGACGCUGCCUAUCAAAUGGGAAGUAGAUUUUUCACAUCAGUUCGCGGUGAAUAUGGGGUCCCUCUCGAUAAUCGGCAAGACUGGGCCAAAUCAGAUUGGAAUAUGUGGCUAGCUGGCACCUUUGAGACGAGCACCAGGGAUGAGUUCGUCGAUGACUUGUGGUCAUUCAUGACCAACGGAAAACACAACUGGCCUUUCUCUGAUCGGUAUGUUGCAACUUCCGCACACGGAAAUGAGCCAGGAGUGCCUAUCUUGUGUCGGGCCCGUCCGACUGUGGGUGGUCAUUUUGCGUUAUUGGCAUUGAAGGGCCCUCGAUCCAUUCAAUCUUUAUCAUAUCGGCAUGGGGGAGUGUCAUACCCUGUUGUACAGAUGUUGGAUAGGCAGCAAUAUCUCGUUGAGAGCCAUAUCGAAGAACUUUGA